GAAUCGAAGCAGCACAUAACAACCAGAGAACUAACAUUUGUACUAAAAAAGAAAGAUGCAAGUACUACAUUUUGGAAAAGGCUUCUAGAAACUAAAGAUAAGGUAGGUGGUUUGUUUAAUGUUUAGAAAAUUAUUUUACAUUUCAUUUUAUAUCCUCUUUAAGCAUUUGUGUUCCCCAUGAUGAAAUCUGUUUUGAUUAAAUAUUAUUUUAUCUUUAAAUGAAGAUAGCACACAUAAAAACAGAUUUUGACAAGUGGAAAGAUGAAGAUGAUUCUGACGAUGAUGAACAACCAAACAGCAACUUUGAAGAUGUAUGUACAUGCUAUGAUUGUAGGCUACAAUACUAAAAUUAUGCAACAUAAUGGAAACUCCAAAUAUAUUCAUUUUUUAAUAUUUAAAUAUUUCAAGUGUGUGUGGAAACACUCAAUAUCUGGAAACUAUGAAUUAAACUAAAAUUACAGUGUUCUGAUCCUGUGGCCCCCCCCCCCCCCUAGAACUAUUGAAGCCGUGUAACUGUUAAAACAAUUCAGGUGUUUAUUGUUUAAUGGACCAUUUGCAUUAUAGACUAAAUUUUGAUCUAAACAAGUCUAGACAAAAAUUUCAUCACAGCUUGAAAGAGCAUCACAAAAUUAGUAUUAAAUAUUCCAAAGUUUCGUUGCGAAAUGUUGUAAAAUGCGGAUAAUAUAGCCUUGCGAAGUUUGCCGUUUUUCAGUCAUUUUGCGGCUAUAUUAUCCGCAUUUUACAACAUUUCGCAACGAAACUUUGGAAUAUUACUAAUUUUGUGAUGCUCUUUCAAGCUGUGAUGAAAUUUUUGUCUAGACUUGUUUAGAUCAAAGUUUAGUCUAUAAUGCAAAUGGUCCAAUAAACUUGCCUAAAAUAUCCCCCCUUCGGCCCUUCCUCGGGUUCCCCCAUAAAUUAGAGAGGUUAAGAUACCCCGGUUUCGGUGUACGGAUACGAUCUUGUUUACUGAUGUCUGUAAUUCGAUCAUACUUUUUCUGUUUUCUUGCAAUAGACAAUGAUAUAAUGCGAAAAAUGUGCACCUUAGUUACGAGUAAAGGUACAGACAUCGACGAAAAUAUUGCUAAACAAAAUCAUGCUACUCGUACCCGUACACCGAAACCGGGGUAUCUUAACCUCUCUAAUGUUGUCGAAUGGACCAAUCCCCAAUUAACCAAAAUUUUGAACUCAACAAGUCUAGACAAAAAUAUCAUCACAGCUUGAAAGAGCAUCACAAAAUUAGUAAUAUUCCAAAGUUUCGUUCUAAAAUGUUGUAUAAUGCGGAUAAUAUAGCCUUGCGGAGUUUGUAAUUUUCAGUCAUUUUGUAUUACGCACGGAAGUGGUAACCAUUUCUCGUUUGUAAUCUAAAAUGACUGAAAAUUACAAACUUCGCAAGGCUAUAUUAUGAAUGAAUGAAUGAUAAUCAUAUUUAUUCAGGAAACCAACAUCACAAGAAGUGUUUUUCAGAUGGUUCCUGCAAAACAUUAAAAUACAAAGUAUAGAAAAUAUAUAUAGUGUGCGUGCAGUGUUUACAUAUUGGUAUAUAUGGAUAUAUAUGAUAUACCAGAAAAAUUAUGAGACUAUAGGAUACAUGAUGCUAUACAUAUUUACAAGGAUAUACAAAGAGAUUUCAGAAGUUCAUUCCUAAAGGUUCCUAAUUAUUAUCCGCAUUUUACAACAUUUUAAAACGAAACUUUGGAAUAUUACUAAUUUUGUGAUGCUCUUUCAAGCUGUGAUGAAAUUUUUGUCUAGACUUGUUGAGUUCAAAAUUUUGGUUAAUUGGGGAUUGGGGACAUCCAUUGCGUUUAAAAUGUGCGUAAGAUAAUUCAGUCUAUUUUAUUAACAGUUAUAUCCAGGAUUGCCCAAUGCCUAUGGCUUACCUGGGUCAUAACUUAACGUUUUUCUUUUCCACUUCAGAUGAUGAGACAAAUGGGAGAUAUUGGAAUGGUAAAAGAUUAAAUUAAUCAAAUUAUAUGAGUAAUACUAAGUCUCCUGAAAGUCAGAACCUCUGGGUUUUUUCAGCAACAAUAGUAAACAGUUCAUAUACCAACCAUUCAAAAAUUUCUGAAUUUAUAAUUAAGAUACGAGUUAUGAUGCAGAUUACACUCCAUUUACUUAAGAGAAUAUCAUCCAUUAGUGCAUGAUUAUUUACUAGCCGGAAUAAAUUCGUUAAAGAAGAAUUUUUCAAUACUACCAUAAAGAACAAUAUUACAUAAUAAUGCACUUAAAACCUCGCAUGAAACUUUAUUGAAGCACUCAGUUCAUAUUACGAUUUCUUCACAGGAUGGUGCCGUUGAUGAUGGUAAUGAAGCAGACUCGGAUGACAGUGAUGAUGAAGGCAAGUAUAACAUAAAAUAA
Molecule: messenger RNA, 2355 nt
Organism: Paramuricea clavata
Lineage: Eukaryota; Metazoa; Cnidaria; Anthozoa; Malacalcyonacea; Plexauridae
Source: the annotation of a GenBank genome assembly